UAGGCACAGUUUACAAGGGUCCAAAAAGACUGUAUCAAAGCUGCUUUAAGUUUCUCCCCCAGCACUCCAGAGUGUGCCUCUCCUGAUCUGACAAUCUGCAGCACUGCAACAGGAGGAGAACAGAUUUUUAAACGCCUGGCUGGCUGGAGAAAAUCCUGCAAGAUCCUUCUCUCUCUUUCUCUAUCUCUCUGAAUCUGCAAAUGUCCUUCAAACUGGUCAAAAUUGAGAUUAUCUGAAGAAGAAAAAAGGCUAAUCAAACUCCUGAUUUACUGGAUACUGUUUUAUUCCGCUUCUUCUCACUUAGGAAACCACACAAACUAUUCUGCAAGCUUUACCCGAUGGAUUUUCUUUACAUGUAUGGGAUUGUGUUUUGCUUUUUUACAUCUUUCUUCUGGCUGACUGUGGAUUCAUUUAUUUCUAAAGAACACCUCUCUGGAAAGCUAAGUGAAUACGGUGUGGUUGUCCCAUUCAGUACAGAUCAUCUAGGACGAUAUAUUUCCCACGUGGUGUCAGCAGCAGGAAGUAGAAUGACCUUAAAGCACCCUGGGCAGAGAUUUGCCCGAAGUAUUCCUGAUCCACCAAAAACUCAGUCAGAUGAUAGGUGCUUGUACUUCAAUGUCACGGUCUUUGGCAAGCAGCUACAUCUACGUUUGAAGCCCAAUAAAAAGCUGGUUUCUAAAGAGGCUACUAUUGAGUGGCAGGAGGAUUUUCAAGAGAUUUCUCAUGGCUCAAUCCGUGGGGAUUGUGUAUAUACAGGAGAUAUCACAGAUAUGCCUGGAGCCACUGUGGCCAUCAGCAACUGUGAUGGACUGGCUGGAAUGAUAAGAACUGACAGCAGUGAGUUCUUUAUUGAGCCUUUAGAAAGGGGAAAACAGGAAGAUGAAGAAAAUGGUCGUGCUCAUGUGGUCUACAGGAGAUCUGCUGUUCAACACAAUAAAACUGGAAAUCAAGGGGAGAUGCACAAUGAAGUUGUAAAGAGUGAAGUGGGCGAUCUCCCUUUUCCACUGGAAUCAAUGCAGGUCAGGUUGCUGGACAAUGAACGCAAGAAACGUCAUGCUAAGAAGGAUGACUAUAAUAUAGAGGUGCUCCUUGCAGUGGAUGACUCUGUUGUGCGCUUCCAUGGAAAAGAGCAUGUUCAGAACUACGUACUCACCCUUAUGAACAUAGUAGAUGAAAUUUACCAUGAUGAAUCACUGGGUGUCCAUAUCAACAUAGUGUUGGUCCGUAUAAUCAUGGUAGGAUACAGACAGUCUAUUAGUCUCAUAGAACGUGGAAAUCCAUCUAGGAGUCUGGAACAAGUGUGUCGUUGGGCCCAUUCCCAGCAGCGUUCAGAUCCAGAUCAUGCAGAGUACCACGACCAUGCUGUGUUUCUCACUAGGCAAGAUUUUGGUCCUGCAGGUAUGCAAGGUUAUGCUCCAGUUACGGGUAUGUGUCACCCACUGCGCAGCUGUACCCUGAACCAUGAGGAUGGGUUCUCUUCUGCCUUUGUGGUCGCCCAUGAAACCGGUCAUGUGUUAGGUAUGGAGCAUGACGGUCAGGGAAAUCGUUGUGCUGAUGAAACCAGUAUGGGAAGUAUCAUGGCUCCACUGGUACAAGCCGCAUUCCAUCGUUAUCACUGGUCAAGAUGCAGUAAGCAGGAACUUAAUAGAUACAUACAUUCCUACGAUUGUCUCCUGGAUGAUCCCUUUGAACAUAAAUGGCCAAAGCUCCCAGAAUUACCAGGAAUCAAUUACUCAAUGGAUGAACAAUGCAGAUUUGAUUUUGGAGUGGGUUACAAGAUGUGCACUGCUUUUAGAACGUUUGACCCUUGCAAGCAGCUGUGGUGCAGUCACCCAGAUAAUCCUUAUUUCUGCAAAACGAAGAAGGGCCCCCCUCUUGACGGAACUGAAUGUUCUCCUGGAAAGUGGUGCUUUAAAGGCCAUUGCAUCUGGAAGACGCCAGAGCAAUCUUAUACUCAGGAUGGAGGAUGGAGUUCAUGGUCAAGGUAUGGAUCCUGUUCUCGGACAUGUGGAGGAGGAGUACGUUCCCGUGGAAGGCAGUGCAACAACCCACCACCAGCGUAUGGAGGUCGUGACUGCCUGGGUCCUACCUAUGAAUAUCAGAUGUGCAACACUGAAGAAUGUCGAGGACCAUUUGAGGAUUUCCGUGCUCAGCAGUGCUCCCAGCGAAACUCAUACUACACACACCAAAACACCAAGCACACUUGGCUUCCUUAUGAACAUCAUGAUGAUGAACAGAAAUGUGAACUUAUAUGCCAGUCUAAAGAAAUGGGAGAUGUUGUUUUCAUGAAUCAGGUGGUCCACGAUGGUACCCGUUGUAGCUACAAAGAUCCUUAUAGUGUUUGUGCCAGAGGAGAUUGUGUGCACUUUGGAUGUGACAAGGAAAUUGGCUCUAUGAAAGAAGAUGAUAAGUGUGGUGUUUGCGGAGGGGAUAAUUCUCAUUGCCGAACUGUGAAGGGAACCUUAGUCAAAUCACCAAAGCAGUCUGCUGGUGUUUUAAAAAUGUUUGAGAUUCCAGCAGGAGCCAGACACAUACAAAUAGAAGAGACUGAAACGUCUUCUAACAGUCUCGCUAUUAAAAAUCAAGUGAGUGGAAACUUUAUUCUGAAUGCUAAAGGCAAAGAUAAUAAAUCGAAAACUUUUAUAGAAAUUGGUUUGGAGUGGGAAUUCACUGUUGAAGAUGGGAAGAAAACUGUGAAAACCAAUGGGCCAUUGCAUGAGCCCAUUGUGGCCCUGGUUGUGCCCCAGGAUGAGGAGGUAAAGAGCAGCCUAACAUAUAAAUAUAUUAUUCAUGAAGACCUUUUACCAAUGAUUGGUAACAACAAUGUUCUACUGGAGGAGAUGGAUUCUUAUGAAUGGGCACUAAAAAGUUGGUCCCAAUGUUCCAAAGCAUGUGGUGGAGGUAUCCAGUAUACAAAGUAUGGAUGUCGGAGAAAAAGUGACAGCAGGAUGGUUCAACGUACCCUAUGUGACAACAACAAGAAACCAAAGCCUAUUCGUAAACGGUGUAACUUGCACGAAUGCUCACAGCCAGGAUGGGUAGCAGACGAGUGGGGACUUUGCAGCAAAAUGUGUGGCAAGCUGGGUGUCCAAACAAGGCUAGUCCAAUGUAUCCAGCACCUGCAAAAUGGCACCAAUCGCACUGUCCAUACAAAAUACUGUACCGCUGAGCGUCCAGAACCAAGGAGGCCAUGCAACCGUAUACCAUGUCCUGCACAGUGGAGAACAGGAGCCUGGUCACAGUGCUCAUCAAGUUGCGGCGAGGGCAUCCAGCAGCGCCAAGUUGUGUGCAAAGCAAGUGAUAACGUUAUCAGUCAAUGUGAUGGCGAAAAGCCUGAAACAAUCCAAGUCUGCAAGAUGGCCCCCUGCCCAGGAAAAUCUCCAGGGCUUACUCAACAAGCAGAAACAAGUGAUUUAAGUACCCCCAAAACCCCAUGGGCCCCCUCACUAAACUCAAAAAAUCAUGUAAACAAAAUAUCAAAAGACUCAUGCCAAGGAGACAAGUCCAUAUUCUGUCAGAUGGAGGUUUUGGCACGGUACUGCUCUAUACCUGGAUACAACAAGCUGUGCUGUGAAUCCUGCAGUAAGAAGACAGCUCCUACCAGCUUGACUCCAAGUUCAGAACAUGCAGCUCUGGAGCUCCGAGCACCAGAGGGUGCUACCCUCCCUAGCCCAAUCCCACCGGUAACUCUUGUUCCUACAGUUGUUUUAACUGAAACCUCUGUAGGUAAUAGUCCAUUGGAUGCACCUUUGUCUGCUCUUGCAGCUGAACAAACUCAACAGGAUUCAGCAGCCAACAACGUUACCAAUGGGAAUGCAAUGGUGCAAGGAAAAAACAGCUCAGUGACCAAUAUUGAAAAACCAUAUCCUGCAGAAAACAGCGGUGGACUUACCGAGAACCUAGGUACACCAGCCAAUAAAACUUCUGUUAAUAAACAGAGCAAGACCAGUGCAUUGUCAUCUUCUGAAGUUCUAAGACAAAGAAGGGAAGAUACUGAAGAAGAGCACACAGUUGCUACAUGAGCCUCCAUGCACAUAACAAGGAGCAGCGAGGCAGCCUCACUGAGAACAAUUUUUUAAAAUAAAAAUAGUAAAGAAAAGGCUCUUUUGCAGGUAGCACUUUUCGGGCAUUGAGAAAUGACAUCAUUUUAAUGCUAUGAAAAAAUCUUUGGGCCGUUGUUCAUAAGGCCCUGUAUUUUUACCUCACAGUGCAGUGUGAAUGCACUUUAUGAUGUCAUAAGGGUGCUACCAACUGGAUUCAGAACACAAAAAAGAUUUCUAUCACCUCAGUUCUUCAGGCCAGUGGUCAUUUUUUUUCUUUUUGAGCUAUGAAGAACAUGAAACCUGGUGCUUCUCUAGUUUAGAAUAAGUUUAGAGCCGCCUGCAUUUUACAUGUAAAGUGGUGCUGCAUUUGUAGCCAAGCAUUUUCUGUACCUCAGUGAAGUAGGGUCAAUUGCAGUGAAAUGCGGUGAAAUUUUUGAUUUCCAAAGCUCCAAUUUAUCAUGUUUUUAAAGUCAGUAAAUGCUUACAUUUACCUGAUUUAAUAGCGGCCUUAUACUACCACAUUAACUUAUUUAAUCUAUUGCUGCUACUAGAUUAUUAUUGGAAUAAGAAAAAAUUAAGGUUACCAUUGAUACACAUCCAAUAGUCUGAUGAUGGGAUUCUUAAUAUAUUCAAGCACACAUUGCCUUUUCCUGUUGAUAUUGGAUUGCUAUGGAAAUAUAAGUAUAACCUUUCAUCAGUGAAUUUUCAGGUAUUUUCUUUAAUAGUUGGGGCAAGAUACUCACAAUAAAACUGGAGUCCGUGAAAUUCUCCUGUUUUGUCCAAAGCCCUCCACAACCCAAUAUUCACUUUUUUACACUUGAUCAAGUUUGAUAGCAAUACUAGUCAAUGGCAAGCUUGAGCUGACUUGAAUAUUGGUCAAGAGGUACACGUCAAUGAAGCAAUGUAAUGUGAAGUGGUAUUGCUUUCCAAGUGGUAUUGGUUAAAUAAAAGUCUAGGUCAUUCAUGAACAGCUGAUAUAUCCCAGAUAUAAAGAACGUAUAAGAGCUUGCCUUACACCCAUACAAACAUGGAGUGGUCCAUAAUGUAAGAUAGUAUAUGUAGCAAUAUAAUAAGAUGGUAAGCAGUAACAUUGUCCAUGAAGUACAUGUGUGACUGCUCCAUGGUGAAGGUCUAGUCUUAUUUGUCCAACAUUGUAAUUAUCCAGAUGAGUGUAUGAUAUAAGCACCUACUGAUCUUAGACUAUAUCCUCAGAAUACAAAUCACCUAUCAACACUGAAGGUUUGUUGAGUUCACUUUAAAAUCUGAGACCUUAUCCUUUCCCUUGAUACUCAUUUAGAUUUCAGUCUCAUUUUUUGCCAGCCAUGGGUAAAGGAGUGAACCCAGUUGGAAUGCAUUAGCAACCCCACCCUUCUUCCCUACUGGCUGGGAUACAGACUAUUAUGAAAGUGUCACUGAAUAGAGGUUCUCAUGUUAAAAGAGGUAUAACUUGACAUUCUUGUGCCCCAGUGCAAAAUCUGAUACCAAGUCACCACACCAUGCCAUUUAUUAAACUAAUGCGUUCUUUCAUACCAGAGACGACACUGGGCCCGCUUAGACACCAGGACCUGACAAUGACUGUAUCCUAUAGGUAUAUCCUGCCAGGUCACAAGAGAGGAUUUUGCAUCCCUCAUUCCAAAGUCAUUGUUUAUAGCACCAGUCAAGAGUGAAAACUUAGUUUGUUUAGGCUCUUUCAAGUUUACCCCAUAUUUUAGCAAAUCUAGUUGUAUGUAUUUUUUUCUUAGAACUUCUUAGGACCGUCUCUCAUUUUUCCCCCCGGAGUUAUUAGGAGGUAAUUUGACUGGAGAAAUUUACUUAGUGUUGUAUUAUUCAGAACCACCCUUCCAACUAGCUACAUGAAAGAAAACUAAGGUUUCCAGAGUGGUUGUCAAGGAUUGCCUCUCAGCUAGAUCAAUCUUCCUGUCAUCCAAUAGCUCCAUGAUAACUAUAUUGCAAGUGUGUCACUUAAUAUGUAUUCCUUUUCAUAAGGUGUACUUUUACAGAUAUAGUAUAGAGGGGGCCCAUAGCAAACACUAGGACUUUCCAAGGAGGUUCAAAAUGUCUUCACCUUCCCCUUGUUUAUUAAUAUUGCAGUGCCUUUGUAGAUCCCAGUGGACGUUCACAAGAAAAAAAGUUAAAGGAGUAUCCUCCUCAAUUGACUCACAGCAGCCACAUAAGACUCUUUUUAUGAUAUACACAACCUCACCAUCUUCACUAUAGUGCUUUUUAAAUUGUGGUUUUUCUCAUUAUAAUAUGACUGAAUUAUAAUAUAGAAAGGUGCUUCAAAGCCCUUAGAACAGCUAGUAAAAUAGUCUGUUGCCUGCUCAGGAUGUACCAUUUUAUUGGGUGCCAUUACUUGCUGGGCAACCUGGGCAUCUCAACUGAGAGAUACUUUGUAUGAUCUGAAAUGUGCAUCUGUAGGGUUUUAAAAUUUAGGCAAGAACUGCAAAUACAAUAAGUAGCUUCAAAUGAGGCAUCAAUGAGGUGCUAUUGGUUAUCAGACAAAAAGUGUACUGUAUGUUUAUGUUACACAGGAUCUUACUUAUUACCUUUGGUAUAGAGAACUUAGAAGAGGGGUGCUAUCUAAUGGUGUUCAAAGCUGAGAUUUCAGACAGAAAUUGAAGAUACGUUUGGUAUACGAGUAGAAUAUUUUAUAAUAAAUAUACCCAAGACAGUUUUUUGCCUUUUUAUUCCUUUUUGCAACUGUUGAGUUUAUUUUUGCAUGUAUUACUUUAAUAUCUAUUUUAGAGUGCUUUGAGCGCUUUUUCUCCAUUUCUUUCUUGUGAGGAACUAGUGAUUUGCUGAAAAAUAUAUGCACUUCUUAACUAGCAAUGAUCCCUUUCCACAGAAUCUAGAAAAGCCUCUACCGGUGGAAUGCUUUCUUUUUGACCUUUUUUAGUUACAGAGAUUACUAUGUUUUCUUGCUGAUCCAGAUGUAUAAUAUUUAUAAGAUUUCUGUUGGGGCAAAUUACAUUACUAUAAAACAUUUUAUGAUCAUGAAACUGUAAAACAUUUCCUAGUCAGAUAUGUAGCUGUUGAAAAAAAUAAAAAAAUAAAAGCUUUGGGCCUUUGGUAUAAAAAACAUAAUGCCAAGAGAAAUAGUUGUAGUUGUCCAUAGCAACCAGUCAGCUUGCUCCUUUACUGUAUUCUAGAUCUGAUCUGAUUAGCGGCUACUGGCUAAUGUGCUAUUUUAGCUUUACAGUUUAAAAGCCUUUAAAGAAAAACUCCUAGCAAAACUGAUCCAUUGUGGUAUAUCUAGUGCAAGACCUGAGGUCCACAACUUCUGUCUUUGGUGUUAUUUUAAGUAUUGUUAUUGCAAGGUACUGGUUCUCCUUGCUAACUGCCGGGAGUCCUAUAGGCAAUGCUUCCUGGGAAAUGUAUGCAAAUUAUCUCUUCUCCAGAAGGAAUAAAACUGUCUCUAGUGCCAUCUAAAAAGGUACCUACCCUGUCAGCUAAUUUCAACCCAUAAGAGAGCCUUAAACAUGACUAGUGAUAUCAGCCAAACCAGAAACACUUAUCUGUAGGCAGCUGUGAAUAUUUUCUCUUAUCAGCACAUAGUACUUUUAGUCCCUUCAUCAGCUCUAUCUCUGUAAGAAAAAAUGGUACCUUCAAGAGCUGCAUCUAAGGGAAACCACCCAGCAAAUAGAACCCUACUCUACAGUGAUGAGGAGCAAAAACUCUAAAACAAUGCUCCUACAGAUGGGUGUCUAUGGUUUGGCUGGUCUAGCUAGUUAUGUGUAAAGGCUCUGUAAUGGGUUGCAUAUUUACUUAUAGAAUAUUUAUCUACCAGGGUCCCUACAGAGAAAGUUUCCCUUCUUCUGGAGGAGAACCAAUGUGCUUUCAAUCUUUGUAUAAAUCUCCAUCCCACGGGACCUGUAAUAAUAUUUCUAAUACACUGGAGGAAUUCAUCAAGUCCUGUACACCACUUUCCUGCUGUAAAAAAAAAGUCACCAAUUUUGAGUAACUAACAGCUACCCUCUAAAAUAUAACCAAAUGAGUACUCUAAAUUUUGCAUAAGAUAUACCUCAGAAUGUUUGGGUAAAUGGACGAUUGAACCGGUAUACUGUUAUUUUCCCUAUUAUAGUCGGUGUGGAAAAAUGACACUAUGGCCAUUUCAAAAACAUUCUCAUCUGGACUCUGCAGCAGAAAUAGCACAUAAAACACCAUUCUUCAGGCCUCAUGCCUAUGACCAUAUCGAUAUUCAUAACUCCUAUGCCCAUAGGAGCUAGGAGCCCAGCCCACAUUUAUUUCUGUGCACCUCCCUUUUUUCAGAGGAACAGAGUUGAACAGAGUCCAUACAAAUCUAUGAGAUUGUAACAAGCUGCACUACAUGCCGCAUUAUGGAGGUAUUCUUCCCAACAAGAAGAUAUGGUACCUUGAAAUAAUAUCAUGCCACAAAAUCUGUCAAAAAAAGCAUUAAUAAAAGUAUCCCCGUGCUCAGAUUUCAGCACCAUACAUUUACAUGUAUAUUCAUCCAUUGGGACAAUAAACAUGUAUUCAUUAUCUACUGCUAACAUUUUAGUAAUGCUAAGGCCUCUUUCAAAGAGUCAGUGCUUGGUCAGUGUUUAAUAAUUGAUUUCCAUCAGUGAUUGAGCCAAAACCAUAAGUGUUUAUACACAAAUAUGGUAUAAUCGAAAGAUUUGCAUUUGUUCUGCAUUUUUGACCAGCGCCUACUUCUUUUUUUAAAUUAAUUCACCUUAAUCCACUUGAUCACACAGCCCGGCUUCUCUUCUGCCUUCAUCUGUGAGGAAAAGGACCU
Molecule: messenger RNA, 8799 nt
Organism: Bufo gargarizans (Asiatic toad)
Lineage: Eukaryota; Metazoa; Chordata; Amphibia; Anura; Bufonidae
Gene: ADAMTS14
Product: ADAM metallopeptidase with thrombospondin type 1 motif 14
Exons: 22
Coding region: 339-4022 (1227 amino acids)
Biological process (GO): extracellular matrix organization; proteolysis
Cellular component (GO): extracellular matrix
Molecular function (GO): metalloendopeptidase activity
Source: RefSeq, a predicted model, not a curated record